Molecule: messenger RNA, 2765 nt
Organism: Carassius auratus (goldfish)
Lineage: Eukaryota; Metazoa; Chordata; Actinopteri; Cypriniformes; Cyprinidae
Exons: 13
Coding region: 1508-2086 (192 amino acids)
Source: RefSeq, a predicted model, not a curated record
CAAACAGCUGAUAAAAACAACACAAUAACCUUCAAGUAGUCCACACCACUCCAGUCCAUCAUUUAACAUCUUGUGAAGCGAAAAUCUGCAUGUUUGUAAGAAACAAAUUCAUCAUUAAAACGUUCUUAACAUCAAUAGCUUCUGGUCAAAAUACCAGUCCAUAAUUCAGGAUUAAAAGCUUGAUAUAUAGUUUAGAUACCAGUAAACUGUAAAUAGACAAAUUCUGUCAUUAAAAAACUAUUUUAUGUGACGAAGGUUUCAGAUUCUCCUUGUGACUGUUUACAAAAGAGAGAGAAAGUUUCAGACAGCUUCUGCUGCUUUUGUCACUCCUAGCAACCUUUCAGUGCAGAUCCUCUUUUCUCAAAGAAGAAUUUCCUUUUCUCUGUUUGACCGAUUUAUAUAAUCACCAACCCACUGUUCAAACAGGCCCUAGAUGUUAAAUAUCUGACAUUAAGAUGACCUCGUUUUUUUUUCUCUGAACCCAGGCAGUAGAUCCUUUUCAGGCGUUGGAGGCCACAGCGAUGGGUGUGGAUUGUUGUUACAAUGACCCCAUUACGACCAUCCAUAAACGCUUUAAAUGAACAGUACUGCAUUGUUCCUGUGGUAUCUCUCUGACACAAGCUGUUGUUAACGUCAUCGGUGACCCACUCACACACAACAUGCCUAGAUUGUUUGGUCUUAAAUGUGUCAAUACAAUUAAUGAUGGGACAUGUAAAUAUCAAAUAAAACAGACAGAUUUCUAUAAGGGCUAAAAAUAUACAUUUUCCAUCUGCCAAACAAUGAUGUUGGCCAAUAUUUACUGGGGCUUAUUGAUGAUUUAUUAUUGUUUUGUUUUGUUUUUCUCAAAAAAGGACAGAUGCAUUUUUUGCUGACAUUAGAUGAGACUUUUUUUUAUUUUAUUUUUUAUUUUUUCUGUUCAUGGCUUUUAUAGGUUUUAUAUUGGAGAGUCUGGGAAAAUUAAGUCUGGUCAUAACACUUAUUCAUUUUUUUUGCAGCAAAAAAAUCUUUUAGAAAUAUACUUUUAUAUUUUUCUUCCACUGAAACCUUUGAAUCCAAACACUGUAUUUUUUUCAGAACUGCAUAUAAUGUUUUUUAUAUAUGCAUUUUUCUUAACCCAGCAAUUUGGCAUCCAGACAUUAUGUACAGUAUAGUUUAAAAAGUCACAUUUAAUCACAGUGUGAUACAUUAUCUAGCUUUAAGGACUUUUGAACUUCUUGUUUCAGUUAACAAAGGGUGAUACAUCAAGUGAAAUUGAUUCUAUAAACUUCCCUGUUUAAUGUAUUCAUUUCUUCAGGUUAUUCACCAUGUGAACUACCUGUUUCUGGAGGUUGAUUUUUACUUUUCGUUUUCUUACUCGUGUGGUCAGUUUUUCAGUUUUGAUAUUAUUUUGAAAUAGACACAUGGUAAUUGGUCAGAUAUAUAUAUUUUUAUAUAGUGCAGUAUUUCUUGACAGAAAUGUCAAAUUGAACUGACAUUUUGCCCAUUUUAAGUGUCUACAGACAGUGAAAUGGCCCUGCUCAUCUUCAUAAUCCUUCAGCUUUCACUGGAGGUUAAAUUGCAAGGUUUGGCCACCAUGUCAUCUUUGCCACCAAUUACAGAUGUCAGCCCAACUACAGUGACUCCCAUUGCAACCUUUCAAGAUAUGUCAAAUCUAAGUACCCAAGACAUAGUUGGCCAUAGUUUAACAGAUCCUGCAAACGCAUCCCUGGAAUUGACUACACUUACUGAUACUACAGAACGUGCUUCAGCGAUCCCCUUAAUGACUAAAGGCCCUGAAAUCAGAAAGUAUUUAAAUACAACUUUGUCUCACACAGAAAUGUUCUUCCUCAUUGCUGUGGUUGCAUCUGGUGGAGGAAUUGUACUGACUGCACUCGUGGGUAUCUGUUUGAACAGAUGUACAGGAAAGUCAAAGCCAGAGAGGAUUUGGAUCAAAUUCAGCGGCAAAAAACAGAAACAAGGACUUUCUUUACCAACGGCCUGUUCAGACUCAAUCACUCUUUAUUAUUUAGUUUGGAGAGGAAGAUACAGUGCUUUACUCAACCAUCAACUUCAAUCAAUCCCCCUCUCAACCACCAGGAAACAGUGACGAAUCAAUGCAAAAUGAGGUUGAAGUGAAUCAAUUGUAUUACACCGUCAUAACCGAACCGACCAUCUCCAGUGACAGCAGUAGUGUUUACAGUCAGCUGAAGGUCCAAUGAAAGAACACAACUCUGCCUGCUGCUGUUUAAUGCAGCCCUAUUGAUGCAUCUUACUUUUUAACGGCCUUUAAUCCUCCAUAACAAAUGCCUUUUAUUGUAAAUGUUAAACAUCUGCUUUCUAAUUUCAAAACUGUUUCAUAAACUUCUCUCUGAUUUCAGUUUACUUGUAUUUUCUGUAGAUUUACAUGAACAGAAUAACCACAUCAGAAGGCACACAGCAUGAAUAUGCAUACUUUUUAAUUACAUAACAAUUGUUAUAUCAUGUUAUUGUGAAUGGCAGUUGUAUAGACAAACACAAGGUCAUAUUUUGUCCUGUGGCUUGUGUGAAUAUUUUCACCUGAUGUUUAUUAUAUAAAGUACCUAAUUUUUAUGUUUCUGUUCUUGUUCCUUUUGUACUUUUCCCUUAUUCCUCAAAGUUACACGUAAAAUCUACAUCAUCUACAAGUAAUAGCUGCUGGAAAUCCCACUUUGCCAUCACAGGAAUAAAAUAUAUUUAUACAGAAAGCUGUUAUUUUGAAUUGGUAUAAUAUACUCACAGUGUUACUGUUGUUUUUUUUUUUUUUUUUU